AUGUAUGAUGAUGAUGAUGAGGAUGAUGGGUUGAAGUUGGAAUUCGAACCCUCGGGCGAUUACACUUUUUGUCCCAGCAAUGCCGUUCUCCAACUAGUCUUCUUUGACGCGGACUCCCGGCCCCUCUUUGUGACCGCUACCUCGGGCAUACUGUCUGUCGACGAGUUUGACGACAUCAUGUGCGCCCGCCGCGCUUACCUCUACCUCCCUCCUUCCCGAUCGUUGCCGCCGCCACCGUCAGCUGCCUUUGGCGCCGAAUCGCCCGACUGGCAAGACGCUGUGCCCAGUGACAGUGACGAACCCUGGUUCUGA
This is a messenger RNA of Dibothriocephalus latus, 312 nucleotides long. NCBI's taxonomy places the organism in Eukaryota, Metazoa, Platyhelminthes, Cestoda, Diphyllobothriidea, Diphyllobothriidae. The record is from the annotation of a GenBank genome assembly.